This is a messenger RNA of Medicago truncatula (barrel medic), 1160 nucleotides long. RefSeq names its product cystinosin homolog. Gene Ontology annotation, molecular function: L-cystine transmembrane transporter activity. Bases 87 to 926 code for a protein of 279 amino acids. The record is from RefSeq and is a predicted model, not a curated record. Gene Ontology annotation, biological process: L-cystine transport. The transcript has 8 exons. Lineage: Eukaryota; Viridiplantae; Streptophyta; Magnoliopsida; Fabales; Fabaceae. Gene Ontology annotation, cellular component: vacuolar membrane.
AAAUUUCUUCAUAAACUAUUGCAUAUAUAAAUAAUUCCCUCACAUAAGUUGGAAGAUAUUUCGUUUCAUAUAUUUAUGAUCAUAAGAUGGAGGAGACAGCAUGGAACUCUGAAACCUUUAAAAUAGCAUACACCGUGUUUGGAUGGAUAGCUUUUGUGGUUUGGUCUAGUAGUUUUUAUCCUCAAUUUAUCUUGAAUUAUUCAAGGAAAAGUGUGGUGGGAUUGAACUUCAACUAUUUGAUAUUGAACAACACCAAACAUACCUUGUACCUCAUCUACAAUGCUUCCUUGUACUUUAGCCCUAAUGUUCGGUUUCAAUAUCAUCAAAAAUAUGGAUUUGAUCAGAUGAUACCUGUAGCUGCAAAUGACGUUGCCUUCUCAACACAUGCUGUUUUGUUGACCUUAGCGUUAUUGUUCCAAGUUGCAAUUUAUGAGCGUGGGAAUCAAUCAAUAUCAAAAAUCACAAUGGGAAUCAUCACUGUGGUGUGGAUUACUGUUGGAGUUUGUUCCUUCAUAGCAUUCCCUUCCAAAUCUUGGCUUUGGCUAAUUUCCAUCUUUAACACAAUGCAAGUAGUUCUGGCAACUAUCAAAUAUAUUCCACAGGCAUUUAUGAACUUCAUGAUCAAGAGCACAGAUGGAUUUAGCAUUGGAAAUGUGUUCCUUGAUUUCUGUGGAGGAAUGGCAAAUUAUGCUCAGAUGGUUAUACAAUCAAUUGAUCAAAACUCUUGGGUGAAUUUCUCUGGGAACCUUGGAAAAGUAUUGUUAUCUCUGGUUUGUAUGUUCUUUGAUCUUCUUUUCAUGUGUCAACAUUAUGUGUUGUAUCCAUCAAAGAAAACAUCAUCAAUUUCUCCUUCUAAACUCAAUGACAAGAUCAAAGAGCCCCUCAUCAAGUCUCCUUCAAAUGUGCCUGUGGCUGAAAAUGUUUGAAUUUGUAAUUAUGUUUGGUCACAAUACAUAUUAAUGUAUAUAAUUAGUCACCUGUAUGAUAAUUAGUAUGUACAGGCAAAGUUCCGUUGCAGCAAGGUGAGAGCAAAUUGACAGUUGAGACACUAAUAGAACCAAAAUAAUGUAAUGAUCCGAAAAAAAAAACAUAUAGGAGAUUGAUACAACAAGAUCAUUCCACAAACUUAACUUUUUUAGUCUGUUAGUCUGAAUUUCUAA